This is a messenger RNA of Pseudogymnoascus destructans, 860 nucleotides long. RefSeq lists its product as uncharacterized. Gene Ontology annotation, molecular function: protein binding. NCBI's taxonomy places the organism in Eukaryota, Fungi, Ascomycota, Leotiomycetes, Thelebolales, Thelebolaceae. The transcript is spliced from 2 exons. Bases 186 to 794 code for a protein of 202 amino acids. The record is from RefSeq and is a predicted model, not a curated record.
AUUAAACAUCCUCUCCUUUACAACACCCGACAUUGUCAUCCCCAGAUUUUGCUUUGAGGAUCUGUACCGCAGAUGACACCUUAACCCAGGCUGAAUCGGGCUUUCAAACUCCUUUCAAAUUGAAAAUUCAAGAAAGAGCUUUGAGCACUCGACAUCGCAGAUCUCAGUCUUCCAUCACCCAAACCAUGUCAUCAGCAUCUCAGUCUCUCACCACUCAAACUAUGGCGUCUCCAUCUCUCCUCAGUUUGCCCUCCGAAAUUCUCUACAGCAUUACGAACCAUCUCAGCUACGGUUCACAUCUCGCCCUCUCACUCACCUGUCGCGAGCUCUAUCGCAGAGUCGAUGCUCCUUGUCAGCCAUACACUCUACCAUCACCUUCCGGAGCGAAAUCCAAAACCUACACCAUGGCUGAUCUUCUUGAGAUAGAGAACUGGGAAGAGCCCGGCGCCCUUUGGGACACCUACCUCGGAUUUCGGAACCCCAAACCAACCGACUUGUUCGCAUGCCGCAUAUGCCUAUGUCUCCGCGUGGCCACCAAGUUUAUCAACCCACAGAAGGGCUAUACUUCCUGGUUCAAGUAUAUGAGUACAGUAUCCCUUGACCUCACGGAGCACAGAAAAGAGCGGUUCUGUAUACCGUGUGGGAUCAAGCGUAAAUGGUAUCACCACGGAACGCGAUUUAAGGCGAUGGGACGGCCAGAGGAGCACCUGCAUGUUUGCAAUGAGUGUGGUGAUUUCGAGGUGGUUCAGGCUGGAUCAAAGGGCUUAUGGCUUUGCGCUGCGUGCAGAAGAUAGGCAGAAGACAAUGGAAUAGUGGUUUGCGUUAAGUGAAUGAUUUAGACAGAAGGCAGUAAAACAGGG